Molecule: messenger RNA, 1083 nt
Organism: Melanaphis sacchari
Lineage: Eukaryota; Metazoa; Arthropoda; Insecta; Hemiptera; Aphididae
Product: piggyBac transposable element-derived protein 3-like
Exons: 3
Coding region: 1-1083 (360 amino acids)
Source: RefSeq, a predicted model, not a curated record
AUGAAUGCCGAUCAAAUUUUAGAUUUGUUAGAAGAUUCUGACUUAGAAUUUGAAGAUAACGACGAUUAUGAUGCAGAUCCAAGCUUUACUUUACCUAAUCAACACGGAAAUAAUAUUUUGUGUGAGUCAAGUGAUUCUGAAAUAAGACAGUUUGUGAAAGGUAAACCUAGACCAGUUGGUCUCAAACAUUUUGUAAUUACUACGUCUGAUGGUCUAAUUAUCGAUUAUGAAAUUUACCAAAGACUAACCACGCCUUUUUCUGACAAAAGUUUAGGACUCGGACCGGCUGUAAUUUUACGUCUUAUUAUUACAAUACCAGAUGGUUCAUCUGUAUUUUUCGAUCAUUAUUUUAUGAUUAUUCCGUUGAUGAAAAAAUUAGUACAGCUAAAAAUUCAUGGAACCAGUACUAUACAAAUGAAUCGUCUACAGAAAUUCCAAUUUAAAGCAGAUUCUAAAAUGAAAAGAGGAGAUUUAGAAGAAGUUAUAUCUGAUGAUAAAAAUAUUUCUAUGUUGAAAUGGAAAGACAACAAGUCAGUAGUUACGACAUCAUUGUGUUACGGAGGUUUACCGACAACAACAGUAUCCAGAUGGGAUAAAACACAAAAAAAGUAUAUUGACGUACAAAUUCCUAAUAUGAUAUCAAAAUACAAUGAAAAAAUGGGUGGUGUUGAUCAUUUUGAUCAAAUGAUGGAAUAUUACAGAACUUGGUUAAAAACAAGAAAAUGGCCACUUAAAUUUAUAUUACACUUACUUGACCUAUCAGUAACAAACAAUUUGCUACAGUUCAGAUUGGAAAUUGGUGAAUGCUUAACUAUGGCAACACCGCCACCACCUACAUAUCAAGACACCGAAGAAGAUGGAGAACCACCGAUAAAAAUAAAACCACCUGCACCUAUACCAGGUGACGAUGUAAGACUCGAUGCAUAUCAUCAUGAGCCGAGAGCAAUGGACCUUAAAGCUCCCCUAAGUUGUAGAUACAAAGGUUAUACAAGUAGGUCAAAAGUUAUGUGUACAAAAUGUAAAACAUUUUUGUGGAUGUCCAAAGGUAAAAUGUGUUUUGAGAAUUAUCACCAGCUGAAAUAA